UUGGAAUCAUUUGGAGUUAAUUGAUUAAUUUCCUUACAAUUGCCGUACCGAGUUCACUCAGGCGGCAAUCGACAUACAUUUCCCUGGCGGCGGCCAGCUGCUCGGAGAAGAUGGUGACGGUGGAGGAGGUGAGAAAGGCGCAGCGCGCGGAGGGUCCGGCGACGAUAAUGGCCAUCGGCACCGCUAAUCCGCCGAACUGCGUCGACCAGAGAACUUACCCUGAUUAUUAUUUUCGCAUCACCAACAGCGACCAUAUGACCGAGCUUAAAGCGAAAUUCAAACGGAUUUGUGACAAGUCAAUGAUCAAGAAGCGUUAUAUGCACAUAACAGAGGAAAUCCUAAAGGAAAACCCUAACAUGUGUGCAUACAUGGCACCAUCAUUGGAUGCGAGACAAAAAAUGGUGGCCGAGGAAGUUCCAAAACUCGGGAAAGAAGCCGCCCAAAAGGCCAUCAAAGAAUGGGGCCAGCCCAAGUCGAAGAUCACCCACCUGAUCCUGUGUAGCACGACCUGCGUGGAUAUGCCCGGGAUCGACUAUCGUCUCAUCAACCUCUUAGGACUCGACCCGUCCGUGAAGAGGUUCAUGAUGUAUCAGCAAGGGUGCUUUGCUGGAGGCACAGUCCUCCGGCUGGCUAAAGACAUCUCUGAGAACAACAAGGGCUCACGAGUCCUUGUUGUUUGCUCAGAGAUGAUCUUUUCCACAUUUCGUGGCCCAGAUGAGACUCAUUUUGAUAACCUUGUAGGGCAGUCCCUAUUCGGAGAUGGGGCUUCGGCCGUAAUUAUUGGAGCAGGCCCAAUGCCAGAGACCGAAAGACCCUUGUUUGAAUUCGUCUCCGCGGCCCAAACUCUUUUACCGGACAGUUUUGGGGCCAUCGAAGGACACCUCCGUGAAGUUGGGUUGACAUUCCACUUACAGAAAAAUGUCCCUUCCAUCAUUUCUGAGAACAUUGGCCAGAUUCUGAAGGACGCUUUUGGGCCUCUAGGAAUAACGGAUUGGAAUUCUAUUUUCUGGAUUGUUCAUCCAGGUGGGCCGUCAAUUCUAGACCGAGUGGAAGUUCAGUUGGGCCUGAAGCCCGAGAAAUUGCAGGCCACAAGACGGGUGUUGAGUGAAUAUGGAAACAUGUCUAGUGCUUCUGUGUUGUUUAUUUUGGACCAAAUGAGAAAGGCCUCUGCGGAAGAUGGGCUUAGCACAACCGGUGAAGGGCUCGAGUGGGGAGUCCUGUUUGGAUUUGGGCCGGGCCUGACUGUCGAGACCCUGGUUCUCCACAGCAUCUCAACUAGUAAUUGUAAUUGAUAUUCACUAGGAUAUGGAGGCUCGUAAAACCUAUUUUACUGGGAAAAAAUACACACUAUAUAGGGUGUAUAAUACCAUCUAAUCUCUAAAUAACAAUACUCCAUAUAAUAAUGAAAUAUUCUUUUC
Cuscuta campestris is the source of this 1418-nucleotide messenger RNA. The record is from the annotation of a GenBank genome assembly. Lineage: Eukaryota; Viridiplantae; Streptophyta; Magnoliopsida; Solanales; Convolvulaceae.